AUGAUUGUUGGGGGAAUUCUUUGCUUAAUAGUUAGUGUUUUUAUUUCUAGUAGCUCAUAUGAUUUUUUAGGCAGCUCCAAUAUAAUACCAAAUAUUAAAUCUGAAGCCAAAAGUAUUUCAGAUACUGAAAUGAAUAAUAUCGAUGAUGAGGUGUUAACAAUUUCCGAUCUUUCUUUUUUGCCAGAUACAGGAAUAUACCAUACUAAAAACCGUACACAAAUUGGAAAUGAAAACGCUACAUUUUAUAUUUUGGUUCGUAAUAGUGAACUCCAAGAAACCCUUAAAAUAAUGCGAGAAAUAGAGGAUAGAUUUAACAAGCAAUAUCGGUAUCCUUGGACCUUUCUAAAUGAUGUACCAUUUACAGAAGAAUUUAAACGGCUAACGACGGGCAUUGCGUCUGGAAAAACUGAGUAUGGGCUUAUUCCUACCAAUUUUUGGUCCAUUCCUGAUUUUAUUGAUGAAAAUGUGUUUGAGGAAGCCCGAAACGAUUAUGAAAGGCGGGGUGUUAUAUAUGGUGGUUCUAUUUCGUAUAGGCAUAUGUGCCGCUUCAACUCUGGCUUUUUUUUUCGCCAUGAACUUAUGCUUAAGUAUGAGUGGUAUUGGAGAGUGGAACCGGGAACUCGAUUCUAUUGUGAUCAAAACUACGAUCCAUUCACGUUUAUGCGCGAAAACAAUAAAACAUAUGGUUUUGUUAUUUCGAUUCCAGAGUAUGAAGACACUAUACCUACUUUAUGGGACACAGCAGAAGAAUUUUUUAAUGCAAAUAAAAAUUUUCUAGCAUCAAAUAAUGCUGCUCAGUUCAUUUUAGAUAAAUCAACCGUACGACCUGAUGACUAUUACGUACAAUCGAAAUCAAAGUAUAACCUUUGUCAUUUUUGGAGUAAUUUUGAAAUAGGAAAUCUCAAUUUUUUUAGAUCAGAAUUGUAUCUGAAAUAUUUUGAUUUUCUUGACAAGCGUGGAGGAUUUUUCUACGAGCGUUGGGGUGAUGCUCCUGUUCAUACCAUAGCACUUACGAUGAUGCUCAACCGCUCCGAAAUUCAUCAUUUUGCUGACAUAGGUUAUAAGCACCCUCCUUACUAUCGAUGUCCACAUGAUGAAGCAUCAUAUUCUUCUGGUAGAUGCUAUUGCGAUGAAAACCCAGCAAGCAAUAUUGACUUUCAACCUUUUUCAUGCCUUCCUAAGUGGUGGUUACAUGGGGGGCGACAUUUUCUAUAUAAAUAUCAUGAUGAGCUUUUACUAAUGUAA
This is a messenger RNA of Magnusiomyces paraingens, 1245 nucleotides long. RefSeq lists its product as uncharacterized. Lineage: Eukaryota; Fungi; Ascomycota; Dipodascomycetes; Dipodascales; Dipodascaceae. The coding region runs from base 1 to 1245 and encodes 414 amino acids. Gene Ontology annotation, biological process: cell wall mannoprotein biosynthetic process; protein N-linked glycosylation. Gene Ontology annotation, molecular function: alpha-1,2-mannosyltransferase activity. Gene Ontology annotation, cellular component: membrane; Golgi apparatus. The transcript has a single exon. The record is from RefSeq and is a predicted model, not a curated record.